Molecule: messenger RNA, 3061 nt
Organism: Kogia breviceps (pygmy sperm whale)
Lineage: Eukaryota; Metazoa; Chordata; Mammalia; Artiodactyla; Physeteridae
Gene: ZDHHC8
Product: zinc finger DHHC-type palmitoyltransferase 8
Biological process (GO): protein palmitoylation
Cellular component (GO): Golgi apparatus
Molecular function (GO): palmitoyltransferase activity
Source: RefSeq, a predicted model, not a curated record
UGGGUCCUGCCCGUCCAGCCGGCCCCGCCCGCCCGGCCCUGGGGAGGGAUGCGGCGGCGCGGCGCCCAGGAUGCCCCGCAGCCCCGGGACGCGCCUCAAACCCGCCAAGUACAUCCCGGUGGCCACGGCGGCCGCACUGCUGGUCGGCUCCAGCACCCUGUUCUUCGUAUUCACGUGCCCAUGGUUGACACGAGCUGUGUCCCCAGCCGUUCCUGUCUACAAUGGCAUCCUCUUCCUCUUUGUGCUGGCCAACUUCAGCAUGGCCACCUUCAUGGACCCUGGCGUCUUCCCCCGAGCGGAUGAGGACGAGGAUAAGGAGGAUGACUUCCGGGCCCCGCUGUACAAGAACGUGGAUGUGCGGGGCAUCCAGGUCCGUAUGAAAUGGUGCGCCACCUGCCACUUCUACCGCCCACCACGCUGCUCCCACUGCAGCGUCUGCGACAACUGCGUGGAGGACUUCGACCACCACUGCCCCUGGGUCAACAACUGCAUUGGGCGCCGCAACUACCGCUACUUCUUCCUGUUCCUGCUGUCGCUCAGUGCUCACAUGGUGGGCGUCGUAGCCUUCGGCCUGGUCUACGUGCUGAACCAUGCCGAGGGGCUGGGUGCCGCGCACACCACCAUCACCAUGGCCGUCAUGUGUGUGGCCGGUCUCUUCUUCAUCCCUGUCAUCGGCCUCACUGGCUUCCACGUGGUGCUGGUCACUCGGGGCCGCACCACCAAUGAGCAGGUGACGGGGAAGUUCCGUGGGGGUGUGAAUCCCUUCACCCGCGGCUGCUAUGGGAACGUGGAGCAUGUGCUGUGCAGCCCCCUGGCGCCCCGGUAUGUGGUGGAGCCGCCCCGGCUGCCGCUUGCUGCUCGCCUGAAGCCGCCCUUCCUUCGGCCGGAGCUCCUGGAGCGGGCGGCACCGCUCAAGGUCAAACUUAGUGACAACGGGCUGAAGGCUGGCCUGGGCCACAGCAAGUCCAAGGGCAGCCUGGACCGGCUGGAUGAGAAGCCGCUGGACCUGGGGCCACCGCUGCCCCCCAAGGCGGAGGCCGGCACAUUUGGCAGCGACCUGCAGACCCCACGCCCCGGCAGUGCUGAGAGCGCCCUGUCGGCGCAGAGGACCAGCCCCCCGACACCCGCCAUGUACAAGUUCCGGCCCGCCUUUCCCACGGGUACCAAGGCUUCCUUCUGUGGGCCAGGCGAGCAGGUCACGGGCACUGACUCCCUGACACUGGGGGAGGACAGCAUCCACAGCCUGGACUUUGCAUCCGAGCCCAGCCUGGACGUCCCUGACUACCCACCCAGCAGCCUGCAUGCGGCCUACCCACCAUCCCCACCACUCAGUGCUGCUGACACCUUCUCAGGCGCCUUGCGCUCCCUGAGCCUCAAGGCCGCCAGCCGGCGGGGCGGGGACCACGUGGCCCUGCAGCCCCUGCGCUCUGAGGGUGGGCCCCCCACGCCCCACCGUGGCCUCUUUGCCCCCCACGCGCUGCCCAACCGCAAUGGCAGCCUGUCCUACGACAGCCUGCUGAACCCUGGCUCUCCCGGGGGCCACACAUGCCCGGCCCACCCCUCAGCUGGCGCAGCCAGCUACCGCUCGCCCUACCUGCACGCGGGGGCAGCAGGCGACCCACCACGGCCCCCGCCCCGCAGCUUCAGCCCCGUGCUGGGCCUGCGGCCUCGGGAGCCCUCACCUGUGCGCUACGACAACCUGUCCAGGACCAUCAUGGCCUCCAUCCAGGAGCGCAAGGACAGGGAGGAGCGUGAGCGGCUGCUGCGCUCUCAGGCUGACUCGCUCUUUGGCGACUCGGGCGUCUACGAUGCACCCAGUUCCUAUAGCCUGCAGCAGGCCAGCGUGCUGUCCGAGGGCCCCCGUGGCCCCGCGCUGCGCUGCAGCUCCAGGGACGACCUGGUGGCCGGGCCCAGCUUCGGGGGCGCCCGCAACCCCGCGCUGCAGGCGUCGCUGUCCUCGCUGUCCAGCGCCGUGAGCCGGGCGCCGCGGACCUCCUCUUCCUCCCUGCAGGCAGACCUGGCCAACAGUGGUGCCCCGGGGGCCCGGCCCGCCAGCGGCUCGCACAGGUCGCCCGUGCGCCAGGUCCCUCCGUCCCCACCUAGCACUCCCCGCUCGCCCUCCUACGUGGGCCCCAAAGCCGUCGCCUUCAUCCAAGCGGAGCUCCCAGAACCGCCGCCCUCGCUGUCUGUGCAGAGGGGGCGGAUCGGCACCUGCAGCCGUGGAUGGGGGCGGCGUGGCCAGCCCAGGGUGCCCCCCGGCCUGCACCUGUGCCACCUCGGCCUCCCGGUGGACCGCUCAUCACUGCGGGUCCCCUGGAGCCUGGCCACUGGGGCGCCACCCCGGGGGGCCGUGUGCCGUCUACACUCGGCCGCCUCCAGCCUCUUCCCCAGCCUCUCAGGGCCCGAGCGGGACACCAAGUAGGAGACUACAGGGCCCAAGAGGCCAGGCUGCCGUGGACCCUAGGGUGUGGGCUGGGCAUCCCCUCUCCACCAGCUGCACCUUGACUGACACCGAGCCCACCAGGGCCCAUGACCCUGUGCCCUCCCAGCUCAGGAAGUCCCCACCUGCUGCAGAGGGUGUGAAACCCUAGGUGGGGGCCCUGGAGCUGCUGGGACCAGCACAGCCUUCCCGGGUGUCACCAUCACCUGACCCCCCUGCCUGACCAAGCACUUUACACGCCACUUCCUCCCAGGGAGCCCCGGCCUCUGUGGGUUGGGCUGGGUGUGGGUCUCAGGUCGCCCCUGCAGGUCGCUACACUCCCCCCUCCCUGCACCCAGCACAUGAACAGAUGCCUUAAGCUCCUGGAGCCGCCAGCUGGAGGAUACCCCAGCCCACCGGCCCUGCCCGGUGGUCUUCACUCCUUCACUCUGAGAUGUUGCACCUGGCAAGCUCAGAGGGCCCUGCCACCCCCAGCCUUGCAGCCCCCAGCCAGCUGGGCCUGGACGCUCCCAGGGGCAGAGCUGGGCCCUGGCCGUCCCCUCUGCCUGGGCAGCGGCUGUUUCUCCCACUUGGGGAUGAGCAGCCACAAAGCUAUUCUCUAUUGUUCUAAAAGGUAUUGCC